GUCAUAUGCAAGUGGGAGCUGUCAAAAACCAGUGCACUGACAGAUUUGCCUUAUUUUUUGCGUAUUAUUGAAAUUAAAUUAUUGAUUGAUCUCCUUUUGCAAUAUUUACAAUGUCUGUUAGUGAAAGAGUACAAGAAGAGCUGGAGGCUUUAGAAGCAAUAUUAAUGGAUGAUAUUUCAAUAACAUACAAUGAAAAAGGUUAUCCUGAACUAGUCAAAUCCACCAUAUUUCCCUCCACUGCUGACGAUACAGAUAAACAAUACGUUUGUGUUACCCUUGAAGUAAAGUUACCAGAAAAGUAUCCUGAUUGUGAACCAAUAAUUAAUUUAAGGAAUCCCAGAGGUUUGGAUGAUUCAACUGUUAAUGAAAUAUACAGUUCCAUAAAGAUUAAAUGCAAUGAGUUUCUUGGGCAGCCUGUAAUAUUUGAAUUGAUAGAGUUGAUAAGGGAAAGUCUUACAGAAAGCAAUCUGCCUACUUGCCAAUGUGCUGUGUGUUUAUACGGGUUUUCAGAAGGAGACAGCUUUACAAAAACUCAGUGUUUCCACUAUUUUCAUUCCUACUGCCUAUCAAAGCACCUAAUCACAACCGAGAGAUUAUAUCAGGAAGAACAAGAUAAACUGCCUGCUUGGCAAAAGAAUCCAAAAGGCUUUAAUGCUGCAUGUCCUGUAUGUCGUGAAGGUAUAAUCUGUGAUGUAAACGAAUUAAAAACGUCACUUCCACCAAAAGACUUAGAAAAUGCUCAAAACUUUGAAGUUACUAAUGAUUUAAAAUUGCUGCAGCUAAAAAUGAAGGAGUUGUUUACUUAUCAAAAGAAAAGAGGUGGAAUUAUUGACAUCGAAGCACAAGAAAACAAGUUGCUGCUGAUUACAGUAACUGCAGAUAGUUCCACUCCUCCUGGUGAAGAUCCAGGUCCUAGUCUUACAAAUAAUGGUGCAAUGGAUAGUGAGGUACUCAGAGGCCAAAGAUGUGAUAAAAGAUUUAAUGUUAACAGAUGACCAAGGCAUUCCAUAAUAAUAAUGAAUAUAUGUUUAUUCAGUGUCAUAUUUGAAAUACUGUGUAUUUGUGCUCUCUAGUAUAAGUGGUAGCGUUUUUAUUUAUUUGGUUUACUUAUUUUUAUUAUAUUUAAUAAACUAUAUAACCAAAACUUGAA
Brassicogethes aeneus is the source of this 1150-nucleotide messenger RNA. Lineage: Eukaryota; Metazoa; Arthropoda; Insecta; Coleoptera; Nitidulidae. The record is from the annotation of a GenBank genome assembly.